Messenger RNA from Kwoniella botswanensis, 900 nucleotides. RefSeq lists its product as uncharacterized. The record is from RefSeq and is a predicted model, not a curated record. NCBI's taxonomy places the organism in Eukaryota, Fungi, Basidiomycota, Tremellomycetes, Tremellales, Cryptococcaceae. The transcript has 3 exons. The coding region runs from base 1 to 900 and encodes 299 amino acids.
AUGAAAGUGUUCGUCACUGGAGCUACGGGAUUUAUAGGAUCAUACGUUGUCAAAGAACUACAAAAGAAUAGGAACCAUGAAGUUUGGGGUUUGGCUAGAUCUGAUAUUGCCGCCGAAAAGCUCGAGAAACAAGGAAUCAAAGUCGUUCGAGGAUCUUUAGAAGAUACAGACAUACUUCAUAAGGCUGCAAAAGAAUCGGAUGGAGUAAUUCAUCUGGGUUAUAUACAUGAUUUUAAUGAUAAAGAAUUCAAAUUUGCUAAGGUUGACGAAAAUGCCAUUCGAGCAAUGUGUUCCGCCCUAGAAGGAUCCAACAAACCAUUCAUCGGUACUUCCGGUUUACUAGGUGUCGGAGGUCCAGAUUCAGAUUCGGCUUUGGAGACAGAUCGAGCAGCGGGAUUCAGACAAGUCUCUGAAGAUGUACUUCAUUCCUUUGCCGUCAAGGGAGUACGAACCGUGGUGAUUCGACCUAGUCCAAUCGUACAUGGAAAGGGUGAUCACAUGUUCUUACCAUUCCUCAUUGACAACGCUAAACAAAAAGGUUACGCGGGAUAUUUAGGUCAAGGUUCAAAUCAAUGGACAGGUGUACAUGUAAAGGAUUUAGCUGUUUUAUAUAGAUUAGCUCUAGAGAAAGAAAGUGUCAAAGGUGGAUCGACGUUGCAUGGUGUAGAUAGGGAUAACGAAGGUAUAACAAUGAAAGAAUUAGCUACAAGUAUCUCAAAACAUCUGAAUAUUCCUUUAAAGAGCUUGAACGAUGAAGAAGGCCAAGAGUACUUUGGAUGGAUGUAUUGGUUCAUGACUCAGGAUUCUAGACCUGGUACGAAGAUCACGUUGGAAUUGACGGGUUGGGAAAGGAAGGAGAAUACUUUGAAGGAAGACCUGGAAAGUGGGGUUUAUUUUUAG